AUGUCAUCUAAACAACACAUAGCACGUGGCUAUUCAUCUUCCGACUAUCAAACAAUUAAUGCUCAACUUUUGUUGGCAAAAUCAUUACCGGAACCAGACCCAAAAGCAGACAAAGAUGGAUGUGGUAGCGUAUUGAUUAUUGCUGGUUCACCAGAAUUAAUGGGUGCAUGUAUUUUAUCCGGUAUUGGAGCCUUGAGAGCUGGAGCUGGACGCCUACGUAUUGCCACGGUAGAGACCAUUGCACCUUUUAUUGGCAUGUCGUUGCUAGAAGCUCGAGUGUUUUCAUUGCCGCAAACUGCUAAUGGAGGUAUUUCACCAGACGAGAAAACGUGUGAACUAUUGUGCGAGCUAGCGAGUAAAAUGGACUGUGUCCUAUUCGGUACUGGUUUAUCGGAUGAAUUUGCAGUUAAACAAAUUCUCAGUAAACUGUUGGAAAAUUUGAAACAAGGAACACUUGUGCUCGACGCAGCUGCAUUAAACGUUUUGUCCAAACUAAAAUCUACGCAACAUUCGCCCGAUCUUUCCGUUAUUCUCACACCACAUCAUAACGAAAUGGCAUCAUUACUAGAAUGUGAACCGGAUGUGAUUGCCAAUGACCCAAUUAAAGCGGUGAAACAAGCUGUUCAGCGCUACCAGGCAACCGUUGCGCUCAAAGGACAUGAGACAUUUAUUACGGGUCCUGAUGGAAUUAUUUAUCGAAAUACAGCAGGUAAUGUUGGCUUGGCAACAUCGGGUUCCGGUGAUACAUUAGCUGGUGUUAUCGCUGGCUUAGCGUCGACUGGUGCAAAAGCCGAUAUAGCAACAAUAUGGGGUGUCCACGUGCAUGCGACGGCAGGAGAUAGAUUAGCCGACCAAUUCCAUCAGACAGGAUUCCUUGCUAGAGAAUUGUUAGAUGAAAUUCCACAUGCAAUACAACAUUUCAAAAAUAAAAAUAAGAAGGAAACAUACCUACAUAAAUCCAACAACGACGACAAAUAA
Molecule: messenger RNA, 978 nt
Organism: Didymodactylos carnosus
Lineage: Eukaryota; Metazoa; Rotifera; Eurotatoria; Philodinida; Philodinidae
Source: the annotation of a GenBank genome assembly